GCUCACCCAUCAUUGUAGUACUCCACAGUAAGCAUAUUUAACUUUGAAGUUCUACACGUCUUAUUAAUUAUAAUUAAUUUCUUAUUUCUCUCGUGCCUUGUAGACAUGAUCUUCAGUCUUCACCUAAGGUAUUACAAAAACUUCCUUUGAAUCUUCAACUUUGAUUUUCUUAACAAAAAAUAACAAAAAAUUCAACUUUGGUGAUGACUGGUUAUCACUUGUCUGGACAUCUGACACUGAGGCCCCGGCUUACAGAUACCCAGCCCAUACACUCGAAAAAAAAAGCCCAAACAAACCCCACAGCCUAAAAUAAGGCCCAUAAAAGUUAAAACCACAAACUCAUGAAAACACCGCAAACGCCGCAGCAAUGUGGGAAUCGACCGCCGUCAGCCGAAAGCCGUAGGCGGCAAGCCAGUUCCAGUAUCAUCUGCAGCAAAUGCUCCACUGCCGACGGAUCCGAAUUCCGGCCCCACGUUGUCCCUCUCCCCUUAAAACCUCCCCAAAACCCUUAAACCCCAGAAUUUCCCCCAACCUCCACAUUCUGAAACUCUGGGCAACUAGAUAGUUGGCUGCGGGAAAAUAAAUUCAACUUGGGGCUUGUGCGGGUUUUCCAAUUGGGGGAUCCAACAGGCGGGUUUUCCAAUUGGGGGAUCCAACAGAUGAAUGCCGAGGAAGAUGGAGGAGCUCCCAAUAGGGAGCUCUACGCCGUGCUCCAAGUCUCCCCUGAAUCCACCACCGAAGAAAUCAAAAGGGCUUAUCGCAACUGGGCUCAGGUUUAUCACCCCGACAAGUACCAAGACGUUCAUAUGAAGGAGACAGCAACUGAGAACUUUCAAAGGAUAUGUCAAGCGUAUGAAGUGCUAUCAGAUGAGACUAAAAGGCAGAUAUAUGAUAUAUAUGGUUUGGAUGGUUUGAGUGCCGGGUUGGAGCUUGCAACAAGGACCAAUAGAGUUGAAGAGUUAAAGGAAGAGCUCGAGAGAUUGCGGCAGAAGAAGGAAGAAGAAAAGAUGGCAGCACAGUUCAUACCUUCUGGAAUAGUUGUGACUAAUCUGUCCCUGCCCCAGGUUCUGGAUGGCGAUGGCAUCAUGGCUGGAAUGGCUAUGUCUAGUCAAGUUAAUACUACAUUGUCAAAGCAUACGAAUUUUGCAAUGGGUGGAAAUUUGGAAGUUAAUAACCAUGGUGCUGGUACUGCUGCUUCAACUGUACUUCGACAUCAGCUUUCUUCUGUUCAGUCGAUGGAAUUUCUUGCUCAAGUUGGCUUACAAUCGCUUAUUGGUGUACAAACAACUCGCUAUGUAUCUUCACAUUCAACCGCUACAAUUGGCAUCCGAAAGUCUUUGCAGGAUGGUUCAAUCAAUCUCUCUAAUACCUGGACUCACCAGCUGUCUUCGACAGCAAAUGGGAAUAUACAAUUUGUGCUGGGUGAUCAGUCAUCCGUUGCUGUCGGGUGGCAAAAGAAGGAUGAUAAAAUGUCUGCAAGUGGAGAGUUGAAGGUUGGUACGCGUUAUUUGGGGGCAUCUGCUCAUUAUGUUCAUCGCUUUUCCUCAGAAUCUCAUGCCCGUAUUGCUGGAAAGUACAACAGUACUACUCUUGAGGUUGAAGUUGGUGGUGGGAGGAAGAUACCCAAUUUAACUACUGUCCGGAUGAUGUACGUGAUUGGAAUUCAGGGCAUCUCUUGGAGAUUUGAAAUGCGCCGUGGGUCUCAAAAGUUAGUUAUUCCAGUAUUGCUUUCCACCUAUUUCGAUCCAGCGUUUGCAAUCGGAGCAUUUGUAGUUCCAACAUCUCUCUACUUACUGCUUGAGAAAUUUGUAGCUAAGCCUUAUUUACUUUGGAGGGAAAAGGGUAAAGCUUUAGAAGAUAAACAAAAAACUUCGGCACAGGUACGGGAGGCAAGAAUAUCCGCAGAGAAAUCUCAGCAAUUAUUACGAAUUGUGGCAGACAGGAAGAAGACCAAGCAAAUAGAAGCAAACGGGCUGCUCAUCGAUAGAGCAGUGUACGGAAGUCUGGAAGCAUUGCAAAAACAAGACAGGACAAUACCAAAUGGCGACACAACAUCAGAAGAAUUCAUCGAUGUCACAGUUCCUCUUAAUUUCUUGGUCAAUGAUUCCGGGCAGCUGAAGCUUCACAAGGGCGUGAAGAAGUCAGGGAUAAUGGGAUUUUGUGAUCCUUCUCCUGGAGAACCAAAGCAGUUGCUUGUUGAAUACGCUUACCGAGGCCAAAAGUUCAAGGUGAUUGUCGAUGAUUAUGAUGAGCUGUUAAUCCCCCAGCAUGCUCAUCUAGUCUGAUUAAACUUGUGGAGUUGCCUCUGAAAACAAAUUUUGCACGCUUUUGGAUACAUGCGAUAUCUGAGGUAACUUGGAGAGGAGAUGAGAUGACUUCACAUCAGAUGUUUGCAUUUUUAGGAUUGACAUCCAUUACAGGUCGAAUAAUAAUGCUCCAUUUUGUCUUUUUAUCCAUUCCAAGUUAUUUCAGAGAAGCCAUUUUUGUCUUUUCAACCAAGGGUGAUAUAAACUUGACGAAGGAAAGGACCCUACUUCUUAAAACAAGUUCAUCUGGACGUCUGUAAAUAUUAACACCAGCAUCCAGCGAAAGAAAAAAAAAAAAAAACCAUGGUAA
Messenger RNA from Linum trigynum, 2616 nucleotides. Lineage: Eukaryota; Viridiplantae; Streptophyta; Magnoliopsida; Malpighiales; Linaceae. The record is from the annotation of a GenBank genome assembly.